Messenger RNA from Enterobius vermicularis (human pinworm), 291 nucleotides. The record is from the annotation of a GenBank genome assembly. NCBI's taxonomy places the organism in Eukaryota, Metazoa, Nematoda, Chromadorea, Rhabditida, Oxyuridae.
AUGAAAAGAUCGCGAACAGUGGAUACAAAUGUCACCGAUAUACCGCGGAAUCAUAGUGCUGCCGAAGAGAAGACGUCUCAGAAGCAGCGCUGGUCUUUCGCAUUCCGUCGUCGCUGGUUUUCCAGUACAUCGUCGAAACUUUCGUCUCAGAAAAAUGCAGAACAUGUACGGGAAUCUGAUGAUGGCUUUCUUGUUGCACCCGCACGUACAACUCUCGGAGUACUGCCAACUGGUUUGCUAAUCGUUGAUGAUCUGUUUAAAAAUCUGCAUAUUAAUGUAGAUCUUUUUUAG